Molecule: messenger RNA, 720 nt
Organism: Rotaria socialis
Lineage: Eukaryota; Metazoa; Rotifera; Eurotatoria; Philodinida; Philodinidae
Source: the annotation of a GenBank genome assembly
AUGUCUUUGUUGGAGGAUGAAAUUAUUGACAUAGAAAUGCCAUCAUCAUCAGACAAUGAUCUUUCAAAAUCAUUCGAGCCAACACCUAUAGACAAGGCUAUUUGUAAUCCACCAAAGACUACUUCGAAUACAACAGUUACUAAAAUAUCAUCACCAUCAUCAUCAACAUCAAGAGUAAAUAAACAUUAUCAACCAAAAUUUAAAAAAGAAUGGUUGUCUAAUUCGUUUUUUGCCACAUUUUUACGUGAAUACAAAGCCGAUCAAACAAAAACUUUAUGUAUUACUUGUAAUAUACAAUUUUCUAUCCAAAACAGUGGACUUGGAGAUAUCAAUCAUCAUAUUCAAACAGAAAAACAUCAAGAUCAAAAUAGAAUUGAUGUCGCAUACAAUGUAACAACAACUGAACUUAAUAAAUUGUGUGCUGUCGAAGGUGCCAUGGUGUUUUAUACUGUCAAGCAUUCCCAUAGUUAUAUUUUACACGCUUGUACAAUCAAUAUAAUAAAAAAAUGUUUUCCUUAUUCAUCUACAGCAAAAAAUAUUACUUGUGAUAAAACUAAAGCUCGUGAAAUAGCGUGUAAUGUACUUGCACCAUCAUUAACUAGUUAUAUUGUUAAUGAAAUACGAAAUGUUUCAUUUUUUCAAUUUGUUAUGAUGCUUCGAAUAAAGGAAAUGUCAAAAUGGUUCCAAUUGUGGUACAAUUCUUUUCCAAAACUGGUGUAA